Monascus purpureus is the source of this 1152-nucleotide messenger RNA. The record is from the annotation of a GenBank genome assembly. NCBI's taxonomy places the organism in Eukaryota, Fungi, Ascomycota, Eurotiomycetes, Eurotiales, Aspergillaceae.
AUGUCCACAACCCUUAGCGGCCACCGUGCCGUUCUCCGCUUAUGCUCAUGCUCAUGCCCAUCGUCCGCAGCAUCGUGGAGACGGCCAUAUGCCUACGACAUUUUUUACAGCGGCUUCCAUGAUGCCCAUCCUCGCCGAAAUAUCUCCUCAUCUCAUCGAAAACAGCCUAAAUCGCCGUCAUCAUCAUCACCCACAGCAUCCCCCUCUUCCCACGCAAUCACAAACGUGAACCCUCCCGCAAGCACUCGACCAGCCGAUCUCAACCUCCCCGACCCCCUCCCUUCUGCCUCAACGAUAGAUAAAAUAAAACGCUUCAUCGCAAUCGGCCGUGCCUACCUCGCCUUCUACAAAACGGGCCUGAAGAAUGUCUACCAUAACUACCGUGACUCGCUGCCCAUCCGGCGCUCACUGGGGGUACCGGCAUACAUUCCCACGUCAUUGCCUAGUCCCAGUCAUGGAGCUAGUUCUAGUUCUAGGAAACUCGCGUCGAAAUCAAAAUACACCACAUUCCACAACUCCAUGCUGUCCCAGAACCUGACCAGGUCACAAUUCCAACUAGUCCACCGCGCGGCCCAUGACGUGCGCCGCAUCAUCCCCUUCAGCAUUCUUCUGAUCGUCUGCGGGGAGCUAACGCCGCUUGUCGUCCUCGCCAUGGGAGAUGCUAUCACCCCGUUUACCUGUCGGGUUCCGAAGCAGAUCGAGAAGACGCGUUCUCGUCUCGCAUCUCGGAAACGAGAAGCCAUGCGUGUCCAUCAGGCUAGGAAGGUGGGAUCCGUUACACCACCUGCUCCGGGGUCGGAGGAGGAAUUGCAAAUUCUGGCUACGGAUUUUACGAGUGGGGAGUGGAUUGAAUCUGCGUCCUCGGAGGAGAUACUGAGGGCCUGUGCGGUGCUGGGUCUUGCGAAGACGCAUACGCGGUGGGGAGGGUUUGUUCCUUUUUUGUACCGGCCGCGUCUGUGGAGGUAUGCGGCUUAUUUGGGGGUGGAUGAUGAGUUGAUUCGACGGGGUGGAGGGGUUCAGGCGCUGAAUGCCAUUGAGGUCAGCAUUGCGGUUAGGGAGAGGGGAGGCGUCGAUGUUGCGCUGGGGAAGUAUGGGACGGAGGGAGAGAGCGUGGAGAGGAGAUGGUUGGACAAAUGGCUUGCGAGGAGAUGA